This is a messenger RNA of Anopheles nili, 471 nucleotides long. RefSeq lists its product as uncharacterized. The transcript is spliced from 4 exons. Lineage: Eukaryota; Metazoa; Arthropoda; Insecta; Diptera; Culicidae. The coding region runs from base 1 to 471 and encodes 156 amino acids. Gene Ontology annotation, molecular function: serine-type endopeptidase inhibitor activity; protein binding. The record is from RefSeq and is a predicted model, not a curated record.
AUGGAACGGAACGGCCGCUCGGCGCUAGCCGUGGUGCUUCUGAUCGCAGCAGCAGCGUUAUUACUGGCCCUUACUGAUGCCACUGCCGAAGCCUUGCCAGGGCGCGCCAGACGUCACAGUCCGUGGCUCAAUCGUGCCCCGAACACGUUCAUGCUGGGGAAGAAAUUCGCUCGGAAUCGACCAUCAGCUGGUACGACGCACGCUCUGGAGACGAACACAGACUGGCCAGGCGUCAGGCCGAUGGCCACAGAACGCCCACUCGCAACGCUGUCGACGGAGGAUGCCGAGGAUAAGCCAGCACCGAGGUCACGCAGCUUCUACGGCUGUAUGUCCAACUGUUUGACCCUGUCGCAGUACAAUCCGGUGUGCGGAACCGACCACACCACCUACCACAAUGAGUACAAACUGGAGUGCGCCAACCGGUGCGGAGCAAAGCCAAGAGUAUCAGUCAAAAAGCUGGGCAUUUGUUGA